Acanthaster planci (crown-of-thorns starfish) is the source of this 2667-nucleotide messenger RNA. RefSeq lists its product as uncharacterized. Lineage: Eukaryota; Metazoa; Echinodermata; Asteroidea; Valvatida; Acanthasteridae. The record is from RefSeq and is a predicted model, not a curated record.
UCGAUUUCAAGAAAAUUGCGACGAGUGAACUCGUCGCAAUUCCCAUGGUAAUUCAUCGUAAGUUACGAUGACUUACUAGGUCAUCGUAACUUACAACUUUGGACCAAAGAAAGAUUGUUUCAGCAAUGGCGCUUAUGUUUCUUGCGAAUUUUGAGGCAAGACAUGCUCUUCGAAGAGAAAGAAUUUUUCGUGAUAGAAAAAAAUUGGGCCAGAAAUCGAGCAUGCCACACAGGUAACACCUAAGACUUACCAUUAGUUAAACCAUUUAGGCCUAUUUAUUUGUACUAUAAGUUUGUAUGUUCCUGUCUGAAUUCUCGUAUCGAGCUUCUCACAUAAACGAUUGUCAUGGCCGGGGCCGCUGGGGAAUUCAAAGUUAAUCAUCAAUUAUUCAUUCAUAGCGCCGCCAUUUGUCGGCUCCCAAUAGCUUAAUGAUGGCGGCGCCCAUGAUUCAACGAAUGUGUGGGAUUUCUGCCGCGUUGGAAUUGCCGAAAACACACACUUGCGAAAUGGAGCACCUUUCUUUAAGGGAGUGUUUUUCCUUUUUAUACCUUCAUAUCUUUUUGGGAAAGAGGUUCACUUGAUACCACCUUGCAGAAGCCUAUGAAAUUAGGCUGUAUUUAAUAAUCUAACUUAACCAACUUUAUGAAUACAUAAGGUAUAUCGCAAAUAGCGACCGCAAGGAAUCAUGGGAUGCAAAAGGGUCGAUAGGGCGCCACCGCGCGCUUACGUUUGGACAGUCCGAGUGAAAUUCUCAUGACAACGGAUUCCUCAAGUUUGCUUGCAGUUUUUGUUUGCCGUUUACGAUGGGAAUUGGUGACCACUGUGCUGUGUUUGGUUGUGACAAUACUCGACGACAUCCAGACAGGUAUGUGAUCAAGGAACAUGUAAAGGUAUUAAAGUUCCACAUCUGCCGGAACAAGAAACACUUUCCUGUUUGGACCCAACUUCUUCAACGGAAGAAUUACAAAUUACUGCAUCAACUAAAGUCUGCAGCAACCAUUUCAAAUAUGGAGAGCCAUUUCCUGUUGAUCCACAUCCAACAUUGUUUCUGAAGGGUUACAAGACUGAAUUGGAUACGUCAAGACGUCCACCAGUGAAGCGGAAGGCAUCAAGUCCAACUACACCACAGCCAAAAAAGAAGACUAGAACAAGCUGGUUUAGAUCAAUUGGUGUUCAGGUGGAUCCGGUAGAUAUCGAAGUUGCCAGAGUCGAGCAUGACCACUGCUAUGCAAAACUCCCGUGUAUUAAGAACACUGUUUUCAGUUCAGGCUAUGUUAAUCAUCUGGAAGACGAAUUGUAUAAUAGAGAUACUCAGUGCAAUGAACUGAAGAACAGAUUGAAUGAGGCUAAAAAUUAUUUGGAGAGACACAGACAGGAAUCUCAGGCCAAAACAAAACACCUAUCAAUGAGUGACAUUUGCCAUUCAGAUGAACUUGUGAAAGUUUACACUGGACUCCCAAAUUAUGCUCUUUUUCAAUGGCUUUUUGAAGAAGUUAAGCAUCAUGCAAGUAAUAUGCAGUACUACAAAGGCAAAGUGUCCCAGACAGACAAAAAAUACCAAAAGAAUAACCUUGAAAAACCGGGACCCAAAAGAUCACUAGCAUUAGAGAAUGAAUUUCUGAUGACACUCAUGAAACUAAGACUUAAUCUCCGAGAAGAAGACUUGGCAUUUCGUUUUGGGGUUUCCCAGAGCACAGUGUCACAAGUAAUAUCCACUUGGGUACCCUUCCUUGACAAGGAACUUCAACCACUCAUAUACUGGCCUAGUGAAGAAGAAAUCUUAAAAUACUACCCCCAGUGUUUUCAUAAAUAUAAGGGUACAGUUCGCUGCAUUAUUGACUGCACAGAAAUUCAGAUUGAUAGGCCCUCACUAGCUGCAUCUAAUGCACAGGUGUACAGUCAAUAUAAAUCCCGGCCAACUCUGAAGUGCCUUGUUGGUAUCACGCCAGCGGGCACUAUUUCUUUUAUUUCCAAACCUACUGGAGGAAAUACAUCUGAUAAGAAGCUUGUUAAGAUGACUAACAUUAUUGAAAAACUGGAACCAAAUGACAUUCUAAUGGCUGAUCGGGGUUUUAAUAUUCAAGAACUGUUACUGCAUAAAAGUGUGAAACUCAUAAUUCCCCCAUUCAUGCGAACAACCAGCAGUUCAUCUCAGUUCACAGAGUCCGAGGACACAAGAACAAAAACUGUUGCCAAUGCUCGCAUCCAUGUUGAAAGGGCAAUUGGCCGAUUGAAGGAGUUCGCAAUACUAAAAGGUCCAAUUCCACUGACAAUGGUUGAUCUUAUGGAGUCAGUCCUUGUGGUGUGCUCUGCCAUAGUCAACCUUCAGCCAGUACUUGUUCCUCUGUCAUCCUAGCAAACUAAGUAAAAUAUUGAAGGGAAACUUGGCUUUUUGUAUUUCUUUCUUGUAUUUAAUUACAAGCAACAGCUUUCUGCCAAAUCCGAUUAUUCUGACAUAUACAAAAUUGUGUAUACAAUCAGUGCUCAAAAAUGCUCUGACUGCUCAAUGAAUCUUGUCAAGAUAACUUCUGAGCACAUAUAAUUGUUAUAAUACUAUGCAGCCCUUUUAUAAUUUACCAAUUGUUCUGACAUUGUCUUGGGAUACCCACCUACAUGUGUAUUUUCAGUGAGAUGAAUGGAAAAUAAAUUACAACAUGGAAAACUAAA